Molecule: messenger RNA, 975 nt
Organism: Symbiodinium necroappetens
Lineage: Eukaryota; Dinophyceae; Suessiales; Symbiodiniaceae
Source: the annotation of a GenBank genome assembly
GCCGCAGCACCGGGGCCGCGCGUCAUCGAUGCGACGGUGGUGGGGAACUGGGCCUUGGCGGACGACGCCGCCUUCCUGGCGACCUUCCGGCUGCCCCGGGCCGAGGACAAGACCGAGGCUCUGGCCGCGCAGCAUCCGCUUCCGCGCGACACGCGCAUCGUGUUCUACGAGGACGCCCACUACUACGAGAUCACCAACCCCGGAGAGGAGGACCGGCCCGUGCGCGCCCCCUGGAGCGUGACGGGCUUUGGCAAAGAGUUUCACGAGGAGUUUGAUGCCGACGGCUGCAUCGACAAAUGGUUUGCAGCCGACCGCGCCGGGCUCCCGCGCUCGGGGCGCGGCAAUGUGUACAAGCAUGCCGACGGGCAGUGGAUGACCCGCGAGGAGAUCAAGGCGCGGUGGUCGGACCGCACCCCGUCGGCGCGGGGCACCCUCAUGCACUUUCACAUCGAGCAGCACCUCAACGGGUGCGUCAUCGCCGAGCCCCACUCCCCGGAGUUCGCGCAGUUCCUCGCCUUCGAGCGCGAGGUCAUGCAGGCCCGAGGCCUGCGGCCCUUCCGCACGGAGCUGUCCAUGUUCCACUGCGGGCUGAGCCUGGCCGGGCAGGCCGAUCUUCUGUGCGAGGAGCCGGGAGGUGAAAGCUACGCGAUCCUGGACUGGAAGCGCAGCAAGGCGAUCAAGCGGUGGGGCUUCCGCCAGAUGCGCCGGCCCUUUGCGGCCUAUGCCGAUGCCAACUUCUAUCACUACGCGGUGCAGUUGAACAUGUACCGCUACAUCCUGGAGACGGAGUACGACAUGCGCGUGGGCACCAUGCUGCUUGGCAUCUUUCACCCCUCGCAGACCGCCUACCAGGUCGCGGAGGUGCCGGAUUGGCAGGACCUCAUCCGCGAGGCCGUGGAGGAGCUGAAGCGCCAGGGGCGAGCGCAGGAUCCGCGCCCCGGCCCCCUGGGCCGCUUCGACCCGCACGACGAGGAG